UACUAGAGGUGGUGGCUGCGGCAGUGGUCGUGGUCCGACGCUGUUCAGGGUGGAAGACUUCCCGCACAUGAAGCUUAUUUUUUGACCGCUCCCCGUCUGCCUGCGGCCUUGACUUGUAAUCCUAGGCCCUUUUAGGCUCCUCUGACUCAGCUAGCCAGACCCCAGACCCAAACCAUGUUCCCGGUGAAGGUGAAAGUGGAGAAAUCAGGCUUUGAGCACUGGACCAGAGCACCUACUAGUUGGAAGAGGAAAGCAAACACCUCACAGGAGUUGGAGAUGGCUAAGGCCCGGAACCAACUGGAUGCUGUCCUGCAGUGUCUGCUAGAGAAGAGUCACAUGGACAGGGAGCGUCUGGAUGAGGAAGCCAGGAAGACGCCCUCAGACACCCACAGCAAGGAUUGCUCCAUUGUGGCCACCGGCAAACGGCCAUCCGCCCGCUUCCCCCACCAGCGGAGGAAGAAGAGGAGGGAAAUGGAUGAUGGGCUGGCUGAAGGAGGGCCGCAGCGAUCUAACACGUAUGUGAUUAAGCUGUUUGACCGGAGUGUGGACUUGGCUCAGUUCAGUGAGAACACACCGCUGUACCCAAUCUGCCGUGCCUGGAUGCGCAACAGCCCCACAGUGCGUGAGCGCGAACGCUCACCUGGCUCACCGCUGCCCCCACUGCCUGAGGAUGAGGAGGGUUCAGAGGUCACCAACAGCAAGAGUUGUGAUGUGUACAAGCUGCCUCCUCCCACAGCCCCUGGGCCACCUGGGGAUGCCUGCAGAUCCCGAAUUCCAUCCCCACUGCAGCCCGAGAUCCAGGGUAUCCCUGAUGAUGAGCCCUCUGAGCCUGAGCCCUCACCCUCCACACUCAUCUACCGCAACAUGCAGCGCUGGAAACGCAUCCGCCAGAGGUGGAAGGAGGCAUCUCAUCGGAACCAGCUUCGUUACUCAGAAAGCAUGAAGAUCCUACGGGAGAUGUAUGAGCGACAGUGAUGUUCCCCUGACUCCACCCCACCCCAAUAAACAUGUCCACUCUUCAC
Molossus molossus (Pallas's mastiff bat) is the source of this 1022-nucleotide messenger RNA. RefSeq names its product lin-37 DREAM MuvB core complex component (gene LIN37). Gene Ontology annotation, biological process: negative regulation of transcription by RNA polymerase II. Bases 175 to 975 code for a protein of 266 amino acids. The record is from RefSeq and is a predicted model, not a curated record. The transcript is spliced from 10 exons. NCBI's taxonomy places the organism in Eukaryota, Metazoa, Chordata, Mammalia, Chiroptera, Molossidae. Gene Ontology annotation, cellular component: Myb complex; transcription repressor complex.